CUCACAUACAUCAAAUCGCUACAGUAAUUUUUCCAUGAAAAAUAACGAAAAAUACAAUCCAAACACAACCUUAGUAUUCAGCAAGUACGUUUCUUUUGUCCUUGGAGCUCAAAACCAAGUGGGGCGUGUAAAGACUGUACUUUUUGGGAAGCUAUUUGAAGGCAUGUGGAUUACAAAAUAUUGGUGGGUUCAAGAGAAUUAUCACAGCUCAUUAGUGGAUGUGAUAAUCUUUCGAGAUUUUUAAGACUUUGUUUAAUAAUAAAGUUGAAAUCUCGUUAAUGAUUUUGAUUGGACUAAUGGGUUCUGAAAAUCCUCCCCUUCUUGGAGAUUGGUGAGGUGAGUGAGGCUUGGACUUGGAGUUCAUUUUUAAGAGGUGUUCCAGUUUGUCCAAGUUAAUGAAUUUCUUGCAUUUCUGAGUGGGAGUUGUGUUGUUUUUUCACCAUGCCCCUCUCUGAGUUCCUGAGAAUGGCCAGAGGAAAGCUUGAAUCUGCCCAACCGAAAACUGCAUCUUCUACCGAUCUAUCUCCAGCAACUGAAAAUGAUCUUGUUGAGCUACUGUGGGAAAAUGGUCAGAUUUUGAUGCAGGGUCAGUCUAACAGGGUUAAGAAGAGCCCUAAUUUGAAUGAUUUUCCAUCACAGGAGCCUGGAAUUCGAGAUAGGUUCACUGGAAAUGUCAGCACUUCAAAAGUUGGGAAGUUUAUUGAGAUUGGGUCUACCUUGAAUGAUGCUAUGCCAUCAGUGCGAUCAGGAGAGACUUAUUUGAAUCAAGAAGAUGAGAUGGGGCCGUGGUUGAAUUAUCCUGUAGAUGAUGGUUUUAGAUCAGAUUUUUGCUCUGAAAUCUUACCAGAAAUAUCUGGUGUAACUGGUAAUGAGACAUCCGCCCUUAACAGCUUCGGAUUAGUGGUCAAGGGAAGCUGCAAUCAAAUGCCCCAGCAUUCGUAUGCAGUUCCGGUGCAUAAUGGUUUAGAUAUAGAGGCAAGGAAUGCAUCAAAGGUUUCUUCUUCAAGGACGGGUUUGUUGAGUCCAUACUCAUCGCAGCAAUGCCAAUUAUCUGUUGCACCUGCAGGAUCGGGAGUUUCAAGUGUAGUUAUGAAUACCACAAGCAACAAUCCAGUUACAUUUUUUGGAGAUACAGGUCAAGGUCAAGCUUCCCCAGGUGGUUUGGUUAGCAUGAAGAUGCAGAAUCAAAAAGUGGGGGCAUCCAAUUUUUUGAAUUUUACCCAUUUUUCAAGACCAGCUGCUCUUGUUAGAGCUAAUCUUGAGAAAACUGAUGGCGUAGCUGCUUCCUGUUCAUCAGGUAUUGAAAAGGUCUCUGCGGUGAGUAGUAGUAGUCCUGUCAAAUCUACACAUAAGCCAUCUAGUAACUCCCAGAAGGAUAUUUGCGUCCAUAACCAACCUAAAUUGGUCUCGACCAAGGUAGAUUCCAGACCAUCAGUUGAUAAGCCACCUGAGGAGUCAUGCAGUGCUCAUCGACCUGAUAAUUUGCACUGGGAUGAUUCAAUUAAGAAUGAUAAGUCCUCGAGCCCGAUAAUUGGUUCUAGCAUCACUAAAGAAGUGAAAGACAGUGAGAAUCCUGUUGAACCUGUUGUUGCUGCUUCCUCUGUGUGCUCUGCAAAUAGUGGCGAGGGAGCUUCAAACGAUCAGAUGCAUACACUGAAGAGAAAACAUUGUGAUAACGAGGAGUCUGAAUCACGAAGUGAAGAAAUUGAAGAAGAAUCUGUGGGUAUAAAAAAAGUAGCUCAUGCAAGGGGUGUUUCUGGUUCAAAGAGAAGCCGAGCUGCGGAAGUGCAUAAUCUGUCUGAGAGGAGACGAAGAGAUAGGAUUAAUGAGAAGAUGCGUGCAUUGCAAGAACUUAUACCCAACUGCAAUAAGGCUGACAAAGCUUCGAUGCUUGAUGAAGCCAUUGAGUACUUAAAGACUCUUCAACUUCAAGUACAGGUGAUGUCAAUGGGAGCUGGAUUGUGCAUGCCUCCAAUGAUGUUUCCAACCGGAUUACAACACAUGCACGCUGCUCAUGUGCCACAUUUUCCUCCCAUGGCUGGUGGAAUGGGCAUGGGAAUGGGUUAUGGGAUGGGAAUGCUAGACUUGAAUUCUGGAUCUCCACGAUUUCCGAUAUUUCCUCUACCGCCCAUGCAAGGAGCACAUUUCCCUUCUCCAACUAUUUCUGGAUCUUCUGGUUUCCAAGGCUUAGCUGGAUCAAACCUUCAGGUGUUUGGGCAUCCUGGUCAAGGAGUUCCUAUGUCAAUCCCAAGGGCUCCCUUAGUUCCUUUGGUGGGGCAAGCUCCCAUAAGUUCAGCUGUGGGUGUGGAUACCUCAAGAAUGGGAAUUCAUGUUGAAGCUUCAAAUGCAUCUCCAACUUUAAAUUCUGUUGUUGAAGUGCAGAAUAAAAAUUCACAGCUAAAUCAUAAAACUGAUACUGGCAGCUCAAUAAGCCAGACAUCUAGUCAGAAAAAAAAGGGUUCAAGUUCUAUGUUUGUUCAGAAUCUGGAUAGACUGUUGAUCAGCUUUCUAGCUGAUUUGAUUAGCAUCCGUUGCGCCUAUUCAUCAACUCUCUUAUCUCGUCAGCUGCAGGCAACAAAUAAGGAAUUUGAUCAGUCUGCCAUGACUUCAAAGGAUGAUCAGGCACCUGAUGUUUGUGCUGCGGCCUCCAUUAACAUGGCGAGUACAACUGAUCUCGUAUGUGACAAAGAAAAAGAUGUUUACGCGACAAGUCAUGUCUGUGAACUGAAGUUCUUCGCUAAAAUCAUUGGAUAGUGAGGCUAAAAACACCCCGUUUCAUGUGCAGGGAGUAAUGGGAUGUGCAAGGGGUGAUUAACAGUGAUGACUAAGGUUCCAGCAGCCACAUGGAAUUCUUCCAGUUAGUGCCAUUUCUGUCCUGAGAAAGAGUCAUCGGUGACUUAUAUGAAGACGAGGGUUUUGCCGAGUUGUAGACACCAAAGAAUCGUUUUACGUUAUUGACUUGUCUGAUUUUUAAUAUUAGGACUGUAUAUUACAAGCUGCACAGGUUUUUGUUUUGAAGAGAACUUUUUGCUUCAUAUGUACACUUUUUUUUAACGUAAACUCUGCUGCAAGAGCAGCUGGUUUUGAUCUUGAGAAAUGCAAUGAAAAUGGUUAUUGGACA
Molecule: messenger RNA, 3121 nt
Organism: Coffea arabica (coffee)
Lineage: Eukaryota; Viridiplantae; Streptophyta; Magnoliopsida; Gentianales; Rubiaceae
Product: transcription factor PIF3
Biological process (GO): regulation of DNA-templated transcription
Molecular function (GO): protein dimerization activity; DNA-binding transcription factor activity
Source: RefSeq, a predicted model, not a curated record